AUGUUGGAAGAAAUAACUGCAAUGUUUUUGUCAUUAUUUUCGCUUUUCUGGAGCGAUACACCACGCGUAUCUUUACGAGGACAAAUUGAUCCAACAAGUAACACGGAAGGAGGGGUAGAUGAUGAUAGAUGGCAACCGUAUAUAAAUGAAGAAUACGAAAACUUUCAUACCAACGAACGGUUAAGCUCAGUGUUUGUUGAUGGAAGAUUAACAGAUUAUACAAGGCUUGAUGGUACUUCGUCUGGACGAAGAAGUUAUUGGGAGUCGAUUCGGAGAAGUUUAUGGACAACUCUGAGAAUUACGUGCGCUAUGUUCGUACCAACAGCUUUCACAAUGGCGUUCCUUUUUAUUGAUUUAAGCACAACUGAUCUUUGUUUGGAGUGGCAAUAUCAUGAUAACUCUUUACCAUUUUCUGUAAAACGACUUCGUUUGAUCGGUCACAGUUUUGAAAUUACGAUAAUUAAUCUUUGGUUUCCGCUAACAAUGGUAGUUCUAUUUGGAUGGAAAGAGUUUAAACUGAGGUUUUUGGCCACCUUUUACGUCGCUUUUAUCUUCGGAGGAAUG
Molecule: messenger RNA, 564 nt
Organism: Paramuricea clavata
Lineage: Eukaryota; Metazoa; Cnidaria; Anthozoa; Malacalcyonacea; Plexauridae
Source: the annotation of a GenBank genome assembly